UUGGAGAUUACUUGCAGCACCAAUAGUCUUCCUUUCUCACACUUCAACAGAAAACAUACGCCAUGGCUUCUUUGCAUAGUGACCAAGAAAUUAUGACUGCAUUAGAAGUGGAAACUACGAAUCCACUGCCAACCACUAGAAAUGGAAGAGCAGGAGGUGGUGCUGCUGCUGAGUGUGGUGUUACUGAUGGUGUUUACUUGACUUGGGAGGACUUGUGGGUGACUGUUUCAAAUGGAAGAAAAGGUAGCAAAUCCAUCCUGCAGGGCGUAACUGGUUAUGCCCAACCUGGUGAGCUGCUGGCUAUAAUGGGUCCUUCAGGUUGUGGCAAGUCUACCCUUCUUGACGCGUUAGCAGGGAGAUUGAAUUCAAAUAUGAAGCAAACAGGGGAUAUUCUAAUCAAUGGUCAUGAACAAAGAUUGGCUUAUGGCACAUCGGCAUAUGUAACUCAAGAUGACACUUUGAUCACAACCUUGACGGUUAGAGAAGCAGUUUACUACUCAGCUCAGCUUCAGUUGCCAGAUUCAAUGUCAAAAUCAGAAAAGAAAGAAAGGGCUGAAAUGACAAUAAGAGAAAUGGGUUUACAAGAUGCCAUGAACAUAAGAAUAGGAGGCUGGGGAGCUAAAGGCCUUAGUGGUGGGCAAAAGAGGAGAGUUAGCAUUUGUAUAGAGAUCCUAACACACCCAAAACUUCUCUUCCUUGAUGAACCUACAAGUGGGCUUGAUAGUGCAGCUUCAUAUUAUGUCAUGAGUAGAAUUGCAACUUUGGAACAGAAAGAUGGGAUUAGAAGAACUAUCAUUGCAUCCAUUCAUCAGCCUAGCAGUGAAGUCUUUCAGCUAUUUAAUACCCUUUGCCUUCUUUCUUCUAGCAAAGUGGUAUAUUUUGGCCCAGCUUCUGCAGCAAAUGAGUUUUUCGCUUUGAAUGGCUUCCCUUGCCCUACUCUUCAGAACCCAUCUGAUCAUUUCCUGAAAACAAUAAACAAAGAUUUUGAGAAGGAUCUUGAACAAGGUAAUAGUGAGGCAAUGAGCAUAGAGGAAGUAAUUGCUACCCUUAUAAAGUCGUACAAAUCAUCUACCAAUUACCAACAAGUUCAAAGCCAAGUUGUUGAAAUAUGCAAACAAGAUUCUGGAGAACUAGAGAAGGAAAGAACUCGUGCUAGCUUCCUCACUCAGAGUCUCAUCCUCACAAGAAGAUCUUCUGUAAACAUGUUUCGAGACCUGGGCUAUUACUGGUUGCGUCUGGCAAUCUAUACGUCCCUAGCCAUAGGUCUUGCUACUGUGUUUUCAGACAUGGGAUUCAGUUAUAAUUCAAUCCAGGAUAGAGGCUCACUGCUAAUGUUUAUUGCUACUUUCUUAACGUUCAUGACCAUUGGUGGAUUCCCUUCUUUUGUGGAGGACAUGAAGGUAUUUGAAAGGGAAAGAUUAAAUGGGCAUUAUGGAGCAGCUGCAUUUGUCCUUGCCAACACAUUCUCUUCUAUACCGUACUUGCUGCUAGUAUCACUAAUUCCUGGAGCUAUAACUUACUACUUUCCAGGGCUUCACAAGGGAUUUGAACACUUCCUAUUUUUUAUUAUCGCAUUAUUCGCUUGUUUGAUGCUAGUUGAGAGCUUGAUGAUGACUGUUGCAAGCAUUGUACCUAAUUUUCUGAUGGGUAUUAUAACUGGAUCUGGGAUUCAAGGACUCAUGAUUUUAGGUGGAGGAUUCUUCAGGUUGCCAAAUGACCUUCCGGGGCCAAUUUGGAAAUACCCAAUGUACUAUAUUUCUUUCCAUAGGUAUGCUUACCAGGGCAUGUUCAAAAAUGAAUUUGAAGGUCUAACCUUUGCUACUAAUAAUCAAGCUGGACGCCUGGAAGGUUCACCAACCAUUGGUGGUGAAGAAAUUUUAAGGAAUAUAUGGCAAGUGGAUUUGAGUUACUCUAAGUGGGUUGAUCUUGCCGUUUUAUUAGGAAUGGUUAUUCUUUACAGGCUUCUAUUCUUGGGUAUUAUCAAGACUACAGAGAAGGUUAAGCCUAUGAUUGUAGCUUUUUUUUCAGUGCCUCCCAAGCAAACUACACAGGUCAUGGAGAAUCCCAUCACUACACCUUUGCAUAGGGAGAAUGUGUAGAGAAUAUGGUAAUGCUACUAUUGCUUAUGUCGAUUAGAGAUCAAUAACUGCAUAUUUGCAAUAGUGAAAUCCAAUAUCAUAUAUAUUCAGCAGUACAUUCUUGAAGAAUUUGUUUGAUUCUCAUUCCCUAAAUCAAAAUUUAUCUGUGUAUAUUCAA
This is a messenger RNA of Hevea brasiliensis (rubber tree), 2256 nucleotides long. RefSeq names its product ABC transporter G family member 1. The transcript is spliced from 8 exons. Gene Ontology annotation, molecular function: ATP binding; ABC-type transporter activity; ATP hydrolysis activity. Lineage: Eukaryota; Viridiplantae; Streptophyta; Magnoliopsida; Malpighiales; Euphorbiaceae. Gene Ontology annotation, cellular component: membrane. Bases 63 to 2099 code for a protein of 678 amino acids. The record is from RefSeq and is a predicted model, not a curated record.